This is a messenger RNA of Cuscuta campestris, 2593 nucleotides long. NCBI's taxonomy places the organism in Eukaryota, Viridiplantae, Streptophyta, Magnoliopsida, Solanales, Convolvulaceae. The record is from the annotation of a GenBank genome assembly.
CAUGUUUUAAUUAACCUACACGGCUUGUAUUUGUAAUAACUCCUAUUAUCUUUAAUAACAAACCGGGUUACAGGUGAUUCCACCUACAACCCUUCCGAUUACUCACACUUAAUUUUUGCGUGAUAAUUUACACCAUCAAAUUGGCGCCACCCGUGGGACCGAUUACAAAAAAGUCAUGGCCAGUAAUCAGGAAACCGUGAUCUCACAAAUUUCUACUCCCGCUGAGAAUGUCAUUUCAUUCCCGGGAGGAAGUUCCCAACCGUCAAGCCAGGUUCCUACCCCCAUCAUCACCAUUCCACCACCUAUCCCAUUCACUUCCCCCGUGAACCCUGUUCCUGUUUUUCCUUCAAAUUUCCCCGGACCCCUUGAUCCAAUGUACAGUCAGGCUUUUCAGAAUUUUGGACAUUUCAUGUCCAUGUUCCAACAGCCGGGAGGGUUUUCACUUUUCAAUCCCGGAUUGUAUCCACAAUCCUCGCCUCAAACUAACGUCAUUCGCCCGAUCGUUCCGACAAACCUGAUCGGAGAGAUGGAUAAAGCUGGUCCAUUCCGGUCUAGAAGGAGCCGGUCCCGUAGGUCACAGACAAAGGUGACCUCGGACGGGGAUGUGCGUUCAGUGCACAUCAAAGACGAGGAUUGGGACGUCCCCCAGGCGAUCAAGAAGUUGAAGGGAAAGGCAGUACAGCCAGAAGGAUCUAGGAGGUCGGCCUUUCUGAGACUUGGCCAUGAUGGCCGAAAUCAGAACCGGCGAACGGAGCCAUCCCCACGCGAUGAGCCCCAGCACAGCCGGGCACCACGAGAGGAAGAAGCCGAAAGCCACCCCAGGCACACGACCCGUUCACACGUUGAGCAACCUCGGGAUCGUGUGGGCUGGGUCGAGGCACGUCUGGAGAAACUACAACGCCGAGUAGACCGAGAAGAAAAGAAGAAGGUUCUGCUGAACGAAUCUCCGUUCACAGACCGGGUUCAUGAAACACCAUUUCCAAAGAAGGCGAAACUUGAAGUCCCGAAGUUCACCGGGAAGGAGGACCCGGAAAUUCACGUCAAAACCCUCCAUCAAAGUGGGCAGAUGAUGGGUCUUUCCGGGGAUGAGAAAUGUUUGCUUUUCUUUCAGACCCUCCGCGGCCGAGCCGCCGAGUGGUUUCAUAACUUACCGGCCGGUGAAAUCGAUUCUUUCGAUGAACUGGCUGAGGUGUUUCAAGAAAAGUUCAAAGAAAACUGUACCAAGAGGAAAAAGUUUACCUACUUGAGUACAGCCGGGCAGCGAGAGCACGAGGAUCUGACAAAAUUCCUCACCCGGUGGAAGGAUGAGGUUGACAAGGUGGAGGAGAUGGACGACAAGACAGCAAUGUCCCUCCUUUCCUAUCAAGAGGCCUAUAACAUGGCCUGGGACUAUGCUGACGCUGAAGCCCAGGUGUCAUCCAAGAGGGAAGCCGAGCAGGGCCACUCAAAGGGAAAAGUUUCCUUGAAAAAGGAAAUUACAUUGCCCGGUAAGAUAAAAGCAGAAGUCAUGGAGGUAAAACCGGUCAAAACAGAGAAGAAACUGACCGGCGAGAAACAAUGGACGGAGAAGUAUUGCUCCUUUCACAAAACUGAUUCCCAUAACACUGCAGAGUGUAACAGUGUGAAGGGGGUAAUAAAGCAGAUGAUUGAGGCCGGUGAGAUUGAUCCUGAAUAUCUGGCCCAGGCUAAGCAAAAGAAGAACCAAUGGGUCAGACCAGAAGGACAACCGGCCGAGCAGAAUAAAAAGAAGAAAACCGCCGGUAAAGAGCAUUUACAGGUCAACUACGGUGGACCGGAAGGGGGAGAUUCUGCUUCCCAAAGGAAGAAGUGGGGGCGAGAACUCUACGUGGGGAUGGUAGCCCUCAAUCCUCGGUCAAAACAAGCAAGACGGGAACCGAUCACUUUUACUGACCGGGACCUCCCCCCCACCGGAGAAGAUCACAAUGACCCCCUGGUUAUAACUAUGGACAUGGGUGGAGUCGAUGUCUCCCGGGUACUCGUUGACACGGGAAGUAGUGUCAACGUUUUGUACUUGGAUGCAUUUGAAAAGCUCAAGCUGUGUCGGACACGGCUUGAGCCCUUAAAGACUCCCCUGUCCGGGUUCACCGGGGACUCUGUUGAAGCUGAAGGGUCAAUCCUUCUUACUUGUGAGUUAGGCACAGGAGACCAGGUCGUCCAGAAGCAAAUGAGGCUUUUAAGGGUAUUUAUAAUAAUCCUAAGCACGUCUCUGAUUAUUCAACCGGUCAGGCAGCUGACCGGCCCACCAGGUGCACUUGAGUAAAUCUUCGGGUAUUGGCAUCUGGUCUCCUCAUCCAACCGGUCAAAUAACCCGGGCUGAAAAAGACGCGUGCUGUUCGGUGAACCAACCGGGUGGUAUCCUUGGGUUAUUACCCAUCAGUGACCAUACAUUACUUUAUGCAUAUACUCCCUCCGUCCUAAUUCUUUCUUCCCAAUUUAACUUUUCCCCAUUUUUAAUUUUUGGCUUUGACUUUAAAUUUUACCCUCCUUAAAAAAGUUUUUUUGAAUUUUUUUUACAAUCAUUCAAAAUAUAGAGUUAGAAGAUAAUUAGUGUAAAUACAUGAGGGUAUUAAUG